UAUGAUUGUGUAUGACUUUCUUCUGUGGAACAUGACAUUUUAGGCUGUCAUCUACCUGAUAUUCUCAAUUCUAAAGAAAGUAUCAGGAACAACAUGAGGGUGAGUAAACGAUGACAGAAUUGUUUAUUUUGGGUGAACUAUUCCUUUAAUGGCGGAAAGAAACUUGCAAUGCAAUUUUACUGUUUGCCACAAGAGAGCGGCAAUGUGUUUGUAAUCCAAACAGGCUUCACGUUCACGUUUAAGAGCUUGUGUAUUUAUGUAUUGCUGCAUUUUUAUUAUGUGUGUUUAUAUGUAUGUUAUAAUAUUCUAAGUGUGUAAAGAAAUAUUUUCAUUGCGAUUUGCAUUUUUGUUGCACUUUUCGUUGUUACUUCCAAUCCAUAUACAAAUAAUAAUAAAAAAAAAAAUGCGGAACUUUGCAAAAUCCGCGUUUCUGUACGGGCUGUUAUCAAUGUAACACACGUUUUAUGCUAACCGCGGGCUUCAAUCUACCUACAGAGGAGCUGUCUUACAAAACUCAUUUUCAAUCUAUUGCAUUUGACAAGGAUGACAGUUUUUUGUAUUUGACAAACAGUACAAUCACCAUGAAUCUUGACAGGCUUCGUAAAAGAGUGAGACACUACAUUGAUCAGCAACAGUAUCAAAGUGCUCUGUUCUGGGCUGACAAAGUAGCAUCCUUAUCACAUGAGGAUCCUCAAGACAUUUAUUGGUUAGCACAGUGCCUUUAUUUGACAGCACAGUAUCACAGAGCCUCUCAUGCGCUCAGAUCUCGCAAACUUGACAAGUUGUAUGGAGCCUGUCAGUAUCUAGCUGCAAGAUGUCAUUAUGCUGCCAAAGAAUAUCAACAAGCUCUAGACAUCCUGGACAUGGAGGAAGCAGCCAGUAAAAAAAUAUUGGAGAAGAAUGUAAAAGAGGAUAAUGGCUCAAGGGAAACCGUGAAGGAAUGGGAAAUGUCUCCUGCCUCAAUCAAUAGUUCCAUCUGUCUCCUGCGGGGGAAGAUCUAUGAUGCCAUGGACAACAGACCCCUAGCUACGUCUAGCUACAAAGAGGCCUUGAAACUGGAUGUCUACUGCUUUGAAGCUUUUGACCUUUUGACGUCUCAUCACAUGCUGACCGCCCAAGAGGAGAAAGAUUUCUUGGAUUCUCUACCCUUAAGUCAACAAUGUACAGAAGAGGAAGUGGAAUUGUUGCGCUUUCUGUUUGAAAAUAAAUUAAAGAAGUAUAACAAACCCAGCGAGAUGGUCGUGCCAGAAAUAGUCAACGGUCUCCAGGACAACUUGGAUGUUGUUGUCUCCCUCGCAGAGCGACAUUAUUACAACUGUGACUUUAAAAUGUGCUACUCUCUUACAUCAAUGGUAAUGGUGAAAGACCCAUUUCAUGCAAACUGUUUACCAGUGCACAUAGGAACCCUUGUUGAGCUAAGCAAAGCAAACGAGUUGUUUUACCUGUCUCAUAAGCUGGUAGAUUUGUAUCCCAGCAAUCCAGUUUCAUGGUUUGCUGUUGGUUGUUACUACCUCAUGGUUGGGCAUAAAAAUGAACAUGCAAGGCGGUAUCUGAGUAAAGCAACCACGCUGGAGCGCACGUACGGACCAGCAUGGAUAGCAUAUGGUCACUCGUUCGCUGUGGAGAGCGAACACGAUCAGGCCAUGGCUGCAUACUUCACUGCUGCCCAGCUCAUGAAGGGAUGUCACCUGCCCAUGCUGUACAUCGGUUUGGAGUAUGGACUCACUAACAACCCCAAGCUGGCAGAACGUUUCUUUAGCCAGGCCCUCAGCAUUGCUCCGGAGGACCCCUUUGUCAUACACGAGGUAGCUGUGGUCGCCUUCCAAAAUGGAGAUUAUAAAACAGCCGAGAAGUUGUUUCUAGAUGCUAUGGAUAAGAUCAAGGCCAUUGGGAAUGAGGUGACCGUAGACAAGUGGGAGCCGCUCUUAAAUAAUUUGGGCCAUGUGUGUCGAAAAUUGAAGAAAUAUGAACAGGCUCUCGAAUACCACAGGCAAGCGUUGGUUCUCAUCCCACAGAAUGCCUCCACUUACUCAGCCAUCGGUUAUGUGCACAGCCUCAUGGGAGAUUUCGAGAGUGCCAUUGACUACUUUCACACUGCACUUGGCCUUAAACGAGAUGACACAUUUUCCGUAACCAUGCUGGGUCACUGCAUUGAGAUGUAUAUCAGCGACUCGGAUGCUUACAUUGGAACCGAUAUUAAAGACAAAGUGAGAAAGACGCUCAGCACGCCUGCACUGAUGAAGAUGCUCAACACUUCUGCCGACGGCAAUGAGAGCAGGGCACAGCCCGUAGAAGAGGUGAACGUGUGCCUGGAAACGCAGUCUUUCACCGCUGACAAACAAACCGACGCUUUCCAGCGCUUCCUCUUAGAAUGCGACAUGCAUGAGAGCGAUAUGAUGCUGGAGACGUCCAUGUCUGACACCAGCACGUGAUCGAGACCUAUAAAUGGGUCAAAGAGGAACUUUGAGCAUGAGUUGAUGAUAGAAUGUGACUCUAAAGAGGACACAAACAAAACACACGCCCUCCCUCCAUCCGCCAGCCCUGCCGUGUCCUCCGUGUUGGACCCCUGUGGAUUUUUUUUUUACUAUGAAUAAAUGUAAAGAAGUGAAUGCAAAAGGGUCGGAUGAUCGAAUCAAUAAACCCUGCAUCCAUAUUUUUACACAGAUUUGUGUAUUCUCAUUGGUGCUCUAUUAAAACGUCUGUUUUGUGGAUGAGGCUGAAAGAAA
Messenger RNA from Puntigrus tetrazona (Sumatra barb), 2726 nucleotides. RefSeq names its product cell division cycle 16 homolog (S. cerevisiae) (gene cdc16). The transcript is spliced from 18 exons. NCBI's taxonomy places the organism in Eukaryota, Metazoa, Chordata, Actinopteri, Cypriniformes, Cyprinidae. Gene Ontology annotation, molecular function: protein binding. Gene Ontology annotation, biological process: cell division. The record is from RefSeq and is a predicted model, not a curated record. The coding region runs from base 465 to 2432 and encodes 655 amino acids.